Molecule: messenger RNA, 8484 nt
Organism: Ictalurus punctatus (channel catfish)
Lineage: Eukaryota; Metazoa; Chordata; Actinopteri; Siluriformes; Ictaluridae
Gene: setd1a
Product: SET domain containing 1A, histone lysine methyltransferase
Exons: 21
Coding region: 297-6905 (2202 amino acids)
Cellular component (GO): Set1C/COMPASS complex
Molecular function (GO): protein binding; histone H3K4 methyltransferase activity; RNA binding
Source: RefSeq, a predicted model, not a curated record
CUGUUUUUUCACCCAACGCCGCUCGGAGGUGAAAUGUACGGGUUCGUGAGGGUUCGGUUUUGCACCGGAACUCAAGCGACGCUUUCUGAGAUGCGACUUUAGUUCUGAGAAUGUGGAAAUUGAGCAUUUUAUUUAGCGCUGUAGGAUUUAUUUUUUUUCCCGGCCGAGGGAGCGGAGUGUAGGCCUUAAUGCUAGCGUGCUAGCAGAGUUAGCUAACAACGCUCAGAGCGCUAGUAUAUAAUAUCAUCUUCUUUUAUUUUUAUUUUAGUCAAAUAAGAUUAAAAGACGGAGCGCUGAUGAAGUUAAAUGAGAGUAAUAGCAUGGAUCCAGACGGUGGGGCGGACACCCAGCGAACUCUCAGCCUGCAAUGGAAGAGCUACAAACUGGUACAGGACCCGGCCAUCCGCAGGGUCGCUCAGAAGAUCUACAGAUACGACGGGAUUCACUUCAGCGUCCCGGACUCAGGGUUUCCUCCUGUGGGGGAGUUACGUGACCCCCGACCUCGGCGGAUCUGGUCCAGACACACGGAGAUGUCACUUCCUUUGCCCAAAUUUAAGUUGGACGAGUACUACGUGGGCCCCAUCCCGCUGAAGGAGGUGACGUUCGCUCGGCUGAAUGACAACAUCAAAGAGCCCUUCCUUUUAGAGAUGUGCACGAAGUUCGGCGAGGUGGAGGAAAUGGAGAUCCUGUUCCACCCCAAGACCCGCAAGCACUUGGGCUUGGCGCGCGUCCUGUUCACCAGCACCAGAGGGGCCAAAGACACAGUCAAGCACCUGCACAACACCUCCAUCAUGGGCAACAUCGUCCACGCACAGCUCGACAUCAAAGGCCAGCAGAGGAUGAAGUAUUACGACCUGAUCGUUAGCGGAUCGUACACCCCUCAGACCGUACCCACAGGAGGAAAAGCCUUGAGCGAGAAGUUUCAGCCCCCAGCUCCGGCGCAGCCCGACACCUCGUCUGAUAUCAGGAGGAAGCUCUCUACCGAUCAGAUGCCGGUUCCUCCGCUCGGCAGCACCACCCCGUGCUCGGUGGACACCGGAUUUGGGGAGCAGCGCCUGGACACACCGCCGUCCUCCCUCGGGGGGCCGUACACCCCCGGCUCCUCGUGCUCCUCGCAGGGAGGCGGAACUCCGUACACGUCGCGCUCCGGAACGCCCUUUUCCCAGGAUUCGGGGUACUCUGGGGGCAGGCACGGGGCUUACAGCGGCGGUCCCGUGGGCGGAGGCUUCCCCGCGCAGGACAUGCUCCCUUCGUCCUCCUGCUCUUCGUCCGCUGUGUCGUCCUCGUCCGGGUUCAAGGCUCGCUAUUACGACGAGCCUCACGGAGUUCCUCCUCAAGACCCCGCGGCGUACCACCGAGGUCGUCCCGGGUUCCCUCCCCCUCCUCCUCCUCCCGUUCCCUGUUACCCCCCGUAUCACAACGCCGGCACCGCUGGGAUGCACAUGCCCCCUCACAUGCCCCCCUCGGGCUCCCUGUACGAGUCUCCGCCGGUGGCCGAGCGAGAACGGGACAGGGAGCGAGAGCGGGGCCUCAGAGACCGAGAUAGGGAGCGUGACAGAGACGCCGGGGGGCGCUACGGAGCGUCUCGCCGCUCUUCUUACCACCACCUACAGGACGUAAACUCUUCAUCCAAGUCCUACCAUUCGCACCACUCGCACCGGGAGGAGCGGGACGGCAGGUCGUACCGCAGGGACAGCUCGGUGUCCAGGGAGCACGGAAGGCACCGGAACCACCACCACUCGCACAACCACCACGGGCGCAGGAGGGACAGCAGGGACCGGGACGGGGAUUACGCAAAUAGCUCUGACCCGCGAUACAGAGGCCACUCAAACUCCAGCAGCCAUCGCUCCUCCAACAGCGCGUCUCCUCCGCCCGCCUCCGCCUCGUACGGAGGAUACAAUCUGUCUAAAGAGCUGCCGACCCACGACACCCCGUCUUCGUCCCGCCUGGAGCCGUCGCCCUCCUUCAGGUCCGGAGAGAGAGCGAGCGGAAGCGGGGAUAAUGACUAUCGAUCCCACCACGCGCCGCUACACCCUCCGCCGCCUCCUCCGCCUCCUCCUCUCCCUCCUGCCUCUGUCAUUGCGGCGGCGGUGGCCGAAACUCUAAGCUCGCUAGACUUCGGGCAGGAGAGCCCGGUCCGAGAGGAGCAAUGGAGCAAACCCAAACGACGCCCCAGCACCCCGCCGCAGCCCCCGCGCACCCCUCCGCCCUCCUCUUCCCCGCCCCACGCCUCCGUUCCUUCAUCAUCCACGUCACCAUCCUCCACCUCUCUGCCUCACCACCACCCCUCCUCCACGGCAUCCCUCUCCCCGCCCCACGCGCCGCGAGACUCCUCCUCCCCGGAGCCGGACUCCACCAAUGAGAGCCUCCCGUUCGUUCACCACUGCAGCAGUUUGGACUCUCGCAUCGAGAUGCUCUUAAAGGAGCAGAAAUCCAAGUUCUCCUUCCUCGACUCCGACGAGGACGAAGAUGAGGACAAGAAGGACGAAGGCGUGCGGGGAGGCUCGAGGAAGCCGAGAGAAGAGAGUGGGGACAGAGAGACGGACGGCGGGCAGCAGAGGAGAGCGGACAGGAGGAGCAGGGCGAGAAAGCAGACAGCACCACCGGGAGGAGGAGAAGAUGGAAAGAAAAGCCCUACGGACACGUCCUCCUCCAUCGCCGCCUCCGUCUCGGGGUCGCUGUCGGAGACGCCGCAAGGACAGCAGGUCCUCGUACAGGAGGAGCACGUGGCGUCCAACACGCAGAAGGUCACAGGUGCACACACGCCACCCACCUACAAUGGAGAACGACAGCCGUCCCCUCACUCCUCUGGAGAAGACAUGGAAAUCUCCGACGAAGACGACGGCGGUGGGGGCGGCGGCGGUAGCAUCGCUACGGUGACGCAGCACCACGCCUCGUCGUCAUCCUCCCCUGCCCCGUCGUCUCAGUCGGCCCUGCCCUCUCAGAACGCCGACCCCUCGUCCGGCUCGCCCCCGGACAGCACGCAGCACUUCGGCACCUCCAUGCCGCUCCCUCACAUGGCCUCCUACCCUCCCCACCUGCCCCCUCCUCCCCCGCCUGGCUUUUCUCUCCAGCCCCCACCUCCUCCUCCCCCAGGCGUUCCCCCUCCCCUGCCUCACAUGGAGCUCCACCCGGAGUACCCCAUGCCCCCCCACCUGUAUGACUACGCCAGCUCCGUGGAGCUGAUGAGCCAGUACGCCGGCACGUCCUUCCAGAUGCAGGCGCACAUGCUCAGCCGUCUGCACCAGCUGCGGGAAAAGCACACGCCCGGCUCAGAGUACCCGCCCUCUUACCAUCUCCACUCUCUGCCCCCUCCCCCGCACGCGCCGCACACCCACCACCCCUACAUGGACCAAGACGGAUCUGGAGGGAACCACUACGACCAGGACCACCGCUACAUGCCUCCUCACAUGCCUUCCUACCCGUACCCGGACCCUCAGCUGCCCCCUCACCACCCCCACGCCAUGCCUCCGCCCCCUCACUCCCCGUGGCCUCCCCACGUCCUGCCCCAGCACUACCCCUCGCACUACCCACCCCCGAAUUACGGCGCCGUGCCGGGCGUAGACGGCGAGCAGUACCCCAUGCCCAUGAUGGGUCAGAACCCUCACGAGGCCACGGUGCAGCUGGUUCUCUCCGCGCUCAUCGACGAGAUGAAGAACAUCAUGCAGAGGGACCUGAACCGCAAGAUGGUGGAGAACGUCGCCUUCGGAACCUUCGACGAGUGGUGGGAACGUAAAGAGAGGAAGGCCAAGCCGUUCCAGACGGCGAUGAGGGGCGUGUCGGCGGUGCGGGACGAGGAGAAGAAGGAAGAGAAGACGAGCAGCCGGCCACGCGAGCCGUUAAUGUCUCUGGUGGACUGGGCCAAGAGCGGCGGCAUGGAAGGGUUCUCUCUGCGCGGGGCUCUGCGUCUGCCUUCCUUCAAGGUGAAAAGGAAAGAGCCUCAGGAGCUGGCAGAGGAUGUGUCCCUGAAACGAGUCAGACCUUCGACUCCGCCAGACGAGGAGGAUGAAGACUCGUACCAGAGUAAGGUGUCGGACAGCACUGGCCGGCCGGAGGAGACCCGAACAGCCGAGAGAGAUGCGGUGCAGAGGAGGAAAAGACCCAAACCGCGUAAACCUUACGACCUGGACAGCGAAGGAGAGGAGACGUCCGACGAGUCAUCUUCUGAAAAGGACGAGGAUGAAGACGACAGCGAGAAAGAGUCCGAGGACGAAGCCCUCAGCGCGGACAGCGACGACGAGAGCCUCUCCUCUUCGUCCGAAAGCUUGUCGUCGUCCUCUUCCUCCUCCUCCUCCUCGUCGUCGUCGUCGUCCUCAGAUGAGGAGGAUGAAGAGGAGCUGGAGCAGGCGGACGAGAGCGAGGCCCUGGACACCAUGGACGAGUCGACGAUGGACAGCGUUGCCAUGGAGAAGGAAAAGACGAGCGUCAGAGAGUCGCAUGCGGCGGCUACUGCGGAGAUCAGACAAGAAGACAAGAUGGCCCCUGCUGUGUCUGUAGAUCACCGGCCGCCGUCUCCUUGUCCUCGCCCGUCCUCUCCCAUCCUGCCUCCUCUGAAGAAGCGCCGCAAGACCGUGUCCUUCUCCACGGAGGAGAGCGAAUCCAAACCCCCCAUCCACGUCCCCGCAGCACCUCCGUCUCCCUCCUCCGCCGCUUCUCCGUCCCUCCUGCUCUCUCCGGUCAAAUCACAACCACCGGAGCAGCUCGUUUCAUCGUCGGCCUCUGCCCUCGCGCCGACCACGCCCUCCAAACCUGCCCCCAUGCUCCGCCCUUUCGCAUCACGCCCGACCAAAGCCACACCCCCUUCGGCCUCGCCCACCUCAGUUCUUACAGUCCCUCCUCCUGUGCGCUCACUGCGUCCGGAGGAACCCAGGAAACGUUCUCCGUCCCCGCAGAUGACGACGACCCCCACCAAAUCUCCUUCCAGACGUGGCAAGGAAUCUCCCAGAACCCCUCCCACUCCCGUCUGUCUCACGGUCCAGAACCUUCCGCUGGACCACGCCUCUCUAGUCCGGGUGGCCUACGAAGAGCCCGCCCCCAUCCCAGCCACGCCCAAUCAGAAAGGGCGUCCUCGCGGCAGGCCUCGAACUGUCAACCUGUCAGCUCCGUCUGCGCCCUCACUGCUGGAGGAGGAUGAGUACGACGAGUACGACGAAGAGGAGCUUCUGGAGCAGAGACUGAAGCUCAGGGAGCAGCUCGGCGCGUCCAGUUUGCUGCAGCUAGCUUCCGCGUCUACGCCUGACCUCUCCGUGCUGGCCCACGUGGCAGCCGAGAUGGACGAAGACGUCGACUCGGAGGAGACCGAGACGUCAGACGAAGCCGAAGAGCACAAACUGGAGGAGGACGAAGAAGCACGGCUUUUCCCGUUGGACCCGGCCGGAAUUCUCGUCUUCCAGGAGCACAAUUACUCCAAACCCUCCGCCUUCCUUCUUCCUCCGCUGUCACCCGCGUCCUCCGCUGGACAGAAGCGGACCAAACAGGACGCCGCGGUGUUGCUCCCCACAGACUUCCACCAGCACUGUGUCCAGGAGGCUCCGGAGGAGGUCAUCGGAGAUGCUCAGACGGACACGCCCGUGCUCUACAGCCUGGGGCUGGUCGGGGACGAGGCCGGAGAUUCGACCGAGGCGCAGGCGCUCAAACGCAGGGGCUCGUUCAAGAAGGAGGAAUCCCUGGAGAAAGGGAAGAGUAAAAAGAGGACUCGGAAAGACAAGGAGAACGUGGAGCUGCAGCCGGCUAAACGGCAGAAGCAGGAACACGGCAGGAAGCAGAGGAAGGGGAAGUUAGAGGACUUCACCCCGGAGGAGGACGUGGACGUGGAGCAGCUGGAGACGGCCGACCUGUCCAGCUCCAGCUCCGAUACGGCUGACUCAGACUUCGGCGCGGACGAGCGCCUCGGGUUCGAGCGCGAGGAGGUGAGGAAAAGCGAGCGUCUCUUCCUGCAGGAAGCCGGACUCACGCCGUCCACCCAGAGGAAGCCGAGCCUGGCCCCGCCCACUCUCCCGGCAGCCAUGCUGUGCUCGUACAAGCUUCGCAGCGAGUUCGAACAGAUGACCAUCCUGUACGACAUCUGGAACACCGGGCUGGACCAGGAGGACAUGCGUCUGCUGAAGGUCACGUACGAGAAGCUGCUGCAGGACGACCACAGCACGGACUGGCUCAACGACACGCACUGGGUCCCUCACACUAUCACUAACAUCCCGAACCCGCGGCGUAAGAAGAAGGCAGUGGACGGGCAGCUUAGGGAGCACGUGACGGGAUGCGCCCGCAGCGAGGGUUACUACGCCAUCAGCCGCAAAGAGAAGGACGUGUACCUGGACCUGGACCUCCCCGAGGCCGUGCAGGAAGCCAUGGACUACGACGUGGUGGGUUCGAACCGUGUGCUGUCGGAGAGGCGCUCGGAGCAGAGGCGUCUCCUCAGCGCUAUCGGCACGCCCGCCGUCAUGGACUCGGACCUACUCAAACUCAACCAGCUCAAGUUCCGUAAGAAGAAACUGCGCUUCGGUCGCAGCCGCAUCCACGAGUGGGGUCUGUUCGCCAUGGAGCCCAUCGCCGCAGACGAGAUGGUCAUCGAGUACGUGGGUCAGAACAUCAGACAGAUGGUGGCUGAUAACCGGGAGAAGCGCUACGCUCAGGAGGGCAUCGGGAGCAGCUACCUGUUCCGCGUCGAUCACGACACCAUCAUCGACGCCACCAAAUGUGGAAACCUGGCUCGCUUCAUCAACCACUGCUGCACUCCGAACUGCUACGCGAAGGUGAUCACCAUCGAGUCCCAGAAGAAGAUCGUCAUUUACUCCAAGCAGCCCAUCGCCGUGAACGAGGAAAUCACGUACGACUACAAGUUUCCCAUCGAAGAGAACAAAAUCCCCUGUUUGUGCGGAACGGAGAACUGUCGAGGAACCCUCAACUAAAGCCCCGCCCCCUCCUCCCCCCUCCUCCACUGCAGGACAGGCACACAGCAUUAUGGGUAACGUGUCUCGGGAGUAAACACCACAGCGUGAAUGUUUUCAUUUUAUAUAGUUAAUUGACAUGACACGCCCACAGUGUGUCUCCAUAGCAACGGCGUUUCCUACGAUUUUUUUCCCCCUCCCUGAGCUCUGAUUGGUGGACUCCGAUCAUAUUUAAACGUUUUUUUUUUUUUUUUUUUUUUAAGCAACGAUCUGUUUUUCCAGUAUUGUAAUUUUUCUAAUGCGCACAAUCCUCCUUCCUCGUGACUCGUGCAAAAAUAUUGGCACCCUCAACCGAUUCAGAACAAUGUGGCGCUUCUUUUCAAUCCAGGCAGGAAGACACUCCAUCAUUAUUAUUAUUAUUAUUAUUAUUAUUAUUAUUAUUAUAUAGACUUAUUUGUCUCCCAGUCCUGGCCGCUUUUAAAUAAUUGCAGACAAUAAACUAAGCUGUGAAAGGAACGUUCCUGUAGCUACAGUGUUUCAUCCAGGUCCUGUGGUUAACAUUUAACGUCACACACGACACAUUCCUCAAUCGUAGCGCGUUAAACUCCGUCUCGCAGUUUAUUUAACACACAUACAUUUUUGUCUGCACUGUAAAACAAACUCACCGUCUCUUCCUGCGUCUGUCUGCAUUUUUAUGUUAUUUCCCUAAACUUCGUGUAUAUCUCAGCUUAGUUCGGUUUAACGCCAUUUUAUGUUUUUCCCCCUCAAAGUGACCGUAGCUAAUCGCACAGCUCGGCAUUGUGCCCUUAUCGUAGCUAAUGCUAGCUAGUAAACCGUAUCGCAUCUUCAGCUAGCUGCUACCUCUAGCUAGCUAAUAAUCAAAAACGACCAUCAAAGUUACUUAAACCAGUAAAUGUUUCAGUCUGCCGCAUGACGUGACGUGCAAUGUGUAAAUAUUUAAGGCGGUGGAAUCCGCUGCUCGCUAACGAACUUUACUGCAGUCUGGGGGAAAAGAAAAGGUUCUCUUUGUAUUCCGAGACUACAAAAGAAUGUAAUAAUAAUAAUAAUAAUAAUGGAGUGUUUCUGGAUGGUGGUUUUCAUCCUCACAUGGUUUAUCAUAUCAGCAUUUCAGAACUUUUUACGUCACUUCGGUCCUGCAGAUUGAAACUCCUCCCACUUUUUUUUUUCCCCCACAACACGGCACUCAGCGACUUCGACUUCUUCGUAAGGACACCAUGUUAAUGUGUGUGUGUGUGUGUGUGUGUGUGUGUGUGUGUAUAUAUAUAAAUAUCAGUACAGACUUGCGCAUUAAAAACGAAAAAAGCGAAAAAAAGGUCAACAGUUGAAGUGUGUAAAUAUUGUAGAGGUGUUUGUUUCUCGUAGAAACGCACUGGUUCCGCUCUGUAAAUAUGUUCUUCCUUUUCCUACUUUCCCCAUCGCCACAAAAGAAAUUGUACAUAACGUUCACUUAUCUUAUUUGUUUUUUGUUUUUGUUUUUUUUAUUUGAUGUAUUUUAAUAUUAUUUGCAAUAUUUCUCUUGUAUUAAUGCGUUGGAUCCUUUAUUAAUGGUGCAUUAAAAUAUUUUUUAGAAAAACUGAAA